Messenger RNA from Populus nigra (black poplar), 1194 nucleotides. RefSeq lists its product as uncharacterized. NCBI's taxonomy places the organism in Eukaryota, Viridiplantae, Streptophyta, Magnoliopsida, Malpighiales, Salicaceae. The transcript has 2 exons. The coding region runs from base 98 to 985 and encodes 295 amino acids. The record is from RefSeq and is a predicted model, not a curated record.
UAACAGUGACCCAAGAAAGAAACCACCCAUUCCAGCAGCAUUCAAUCAAUGUUCGAAACUCUCCACAUGCCGACUUGAUCUUGUCUCCGUCUCUCCCAUGGAGCCCGCCUCCUGUCAACGCAAACCCAAAAAAACAAGAACAAAAUUCACAAGUUUUCUCGGUUGUUUUGGAUUUUCCAGGAAAGCCAUUCCAUCUCCCGAGAAGAAACCGCAAACAGGUUUGUUUUCUUGGUCUUGGGUUUGCGUCAAGAACUCAGGCGCCAAAACUGUCCCCAUAGACUCUACCGUGCCUGGCAGUGACCGAACCUCUGGUGCCUCGAAGCCAAAGCGUCAAAAAUCCUUAACCAAACACGAGACGCCACGUCAAACUCCUGCGAGAGUCAGUUCAGAUCGAGCACCCAAAGAGAUGCCUGGAGAGACAUGGUACAGGUCUUCUGAACAAGACAUCAUCCUCGAAAAUGGGAAACUCUCGGAUCACGUGGAAACUACAAAGGACGCCACGUGCAAGAAACGAUUGUCCUUUUGCCGGAAAAUAGACGCUAUAAGAACCGGCACUAACCAACCCAGCUCGCCCGAAGUCAAGGAAAAGCCCAUUCGAACUGUGUCGAUAAUAACCCGAUCAGAAUCCUCCCCCUCACAGCCAGUUGAAAGACAGGCAACAAAAACACCAAACACGGCGGCGAGGUCCCGGGUCACGAUUAAGAGGCCUCAUAAAGAAAACGAUCAUCAAAAUGGGAAGAAAAGUGACCACCCCUUCGUUGGUAUGUCAAUCAUUAUAAUGACCAUGGUUUUAAUGCUGGUAUGGGGUAAAUUAUGUGCCAUUCUCUGUACUUCUGCUUGGUUCUACUUCGUUCCUCGACUAAGGAGUGAAGACAGUGUGAGCAAUGGUUUGAUUUCGGCGGAAUCAUUUUAUGAUUCGGAGGAAUAUAAGAAGAAAGUAGUCAUGGAUGGAUUCCUCGAACGAAGCCGCCGCUCUAUAUCAUGAAUUUUGAUGUCGUCGACGAAUUAUCGAAUUCUAGAUAGCCGCAUCAAUUAUGAUUGUUCAUAUUAGUAGCCUUCAGAUUUUUCAAAUGUUAGUAGUUAUGGCCUGUUUUUUUAUUCUUGAUGGUGGCAUUUUGUGUAAAUCGCUUAUAGAAUAUGUCUAGAUUUGGCAAAUAAUCAGUCAAAGUUCUGGAAGUCUGGAUAGUUUCUCCA